AUGGAACGUGCUGAGGUUGAGGUUGAUGUGGUGGUCGUUGGCGCGGGCGUGAGCGGGCUUGCCGCUGCGCGCCGUCUUGCAGACAGGGGCAUCAAGUGUGUCGUGCUAGAGGCACAAGAUCAGCCCGGAGGGCGUCUCUGUCCUCGAGAGGUGGAGGGGUUUGGUAAGCUGCAGUUUGGAGCACAGUUCAUCCACGGAGCAAACACGUUUGCUUACAAGUGGCACAAGGAGCAUGGCUACAACCUCGUUGCCGAGACCUACCCACACACGCUGUACACGAAGGAAUCAGGCUUUGUUGAUCUGACGGCGGCCGUGGAUGAUGCGGACGUAAAUGCGGCACUGGAUGCACUGGAUGCGCUGCCGAUGCUGGCGGAGGAGCAGCGCCACAGCACAGACGUGACCCAGCUGCUGUCCACGCACCUUGCGGGGCUUGGGCUGAACGACCGCGCCACGCGCAUCGUGGAAGCGCUGCUGUGCUCAGACCGCAACUGCGACCUCACCACCACGCGUGCGCUGGACUGCAGCAUUGCAGAGCGAGAUUGGCCGCACGGGUGUGAGGACUUCUGGAUGCCGGCUGACGACGCGUAUGUGCGCUCGCUCGCCCACGGCCUCGACGUGCGAUGCGGGCAUGCCGUGACGCGUGUGGAGGAUCACGUUGAUAAGCGGGGCGCUGUGGUGACGGCAGCCUUGACCAUGCCAUAUGUCCAGCAGCACCAACACAUGGAACAGACACAGAAGCAAGAUCACGAGCAGCACCAACAGCAGCAGCAGCAGCAGCAGAAGCAGCAGGAAGUUGUGUUUCGGGCGAAGCACGUGUUGCUGACGUGCUCCGUUGCUGUGUUGCAGCGUGGUUUGAUUGCGUUUGAUCCACCGCUCCCGGCGUGGAAACAGAAUGCAAUCGCCGCCGUCCAGGCAGGACCGCUCAUGAAGGUCUUCCUGCGUUUUGAAACGACGUUUUGGGGCAAUGAGCACUCGUUCAACACGCCAGAAGGGCCUGCUCCAGAAAUGUGGGCCCACCAGGACGGCGUGCCCGUGAUGACGUGCUUCGUCCCCGCCCGCUGGCGACAGCGCUUGCUGCAGCUCGAUGGAACUGAUGCGGCCAUGCCUGGGUCGUUCGCUGCAGACUGUUGGGACGGCCUCAUCCUCUGGCAGCGCGCCGCCGUCACGGCGCUGUUACAGCAGCUGCACGAGAUGUUUCCCCGUGAAGACAUUGUGUGCACACGUGCGCUCUUCUUCGACUGGGGAUCCGCCCCAUACGUGCACUGCGGGUACACCGCCCCCACGAGCACGUGCGCGGACCGCCGGCGUCUCGCCAAGAGCACGGGGCGCCUCCACUUUGCUGGCGAGGCGACGAGCGUGCACCUCGACGUGUCCAUGCAGGGCGCCAUUGAGACUGGAGAGGAGCGUGCCGAUCUUCUCUGCCAACUCCUGACCUCGUGAACAACACGCGACACGACCGCAUCCCACCCUCAACCCUACACGGGACCACUCAUGACCCUUCCCGACCUACCUUGACUGCCUACACGGAAGACGUGUGCUGACGCUCUCUCGUGGCUUUUGUUGCUGUUGCUAAUGCCUUGUGACCUAGAUGACAUGUAUGUGACCCCUUGCCUAGCCUUCUGAG
This is a messenger RNA of Salpingoeca rosetta, 1624 nucleotides long. RefSeq lists its product as uncharacterized. The record is from RefSeq and is a predicted model, not a curated record. Gene Ontology annotation, molecular function: oxidoreductase activity. The coding region runs from base 1 to 1440 and encodes 479 amino acids. NCBI's taxonomy places the organism in Eukaryota, Choanoflagellata, Craspedida, Salpingoecidae. The transcript is spliced from 11 exons.